This is a messenger RNA of Acanthoscelides obtectus, 234 nucleotides long. The record is from the annotation of a GenBank genome assembly. NCBI's taxonomy places the organism in Eukaryota, Metazoa, Arthropoda, Insecta, Coleoptera, Chrysomelidae.
AUGCAUCAAGCAAUAACACAGACGGAUAAAAAGUUGACACCACUAAACCUUUCAGAAAAAUCUUUCGACCCUGAGGCAAAGAUAACCCCAGUGCAGGAUCUGGUUCGCCAAUGGAAAGCCAAACCACUACAUGGUCGGUAUAGGAGCCGCAUAGAAGACAACGCCAUUGACACGAAGGCUCCCAAGGAUGGUUGCAGUCAGGUAAUCUGUUCCUGGAGACGGAGGGCUUCAUAG